This is a messenger RNA of Colletotrichum fioriniae, 1449 nucleotides long. It is a transcript of the gene BOT5, whose product is annotated as Acetyltransferase bot5. NCBI's taxonomy places the organism in Eukaryota, Fungi, Ascomycota, Sordariomycetes, Glomerellales, Glomerellaceae. The record is from RefSeq and is a predicted model, not a curated record.
AUGACAAAGUCCUCGAGCCUGGAAGGCUUCACGAAAGUCUACUUCAACUUGUGCACACGCCUGGAUGGCGGAAGAUUGGAGGCCGUCUUCGAGCCAAUUACUGACUGUCAUCGUGAAAUCGUGCAGAGUGAAGGAAAACUCGAGAUCCAUGUACCACGCGUCUUCAGCGAGACACGUCCCGCCGUGAGAUUUUCCCACGUCGACCACCUCAAUACCAAGAUCGACUCCCAUCCUCUUGCCUCGAGGCUUCCCAAAGCAACAGGAUCUACACCAUCACUACACGAAGGCAGCCCAGCCUUCAAGUCUUUCGCUGCGCCCGUUGAUCUGCCGAAGAACACCAACCAUUAUUUGAAGAGCGAUGAGCCGUUGCUGUGUCUUCAGGUUACAUCUUUCGCAGACGCUACAUUAGUAGGGCUCACCUACCCACACUCGCUCGCCGAUGCCAUGGGUAUAUCAGAGCUGCUCAAGGCAUGGUCAAACAUCAUAGUAGGCAAAGGCUAUCUGGUGAAGCCUCUCCAGGGCACUUAUCGAGAUGUGCUUGACAGCGCAGGAACAGACCUCGACAAGGAAGUCUCGCAGAGAAAGUUCGCCUUAGAAACUCAGCAAACCCGUGGAUUUGCCUUGGUUUCCUUCAUUGCCCGAUAUGUAUGGGAUAUCGCGACUCGCCGGACCGUGCAGGUCCGACAUAUCUAUCUGCCUGCCAACUAUCUGAGGCAUCUGCGCCAAGGAGUCGAGCAGGAGCUCAAGGAAACACAUGGUGGGGUGGUUCCUUUCGUUAGUGACGGGGACCUCAUCACAGCUUGGGGUUCUCGCCUUAUCAUGUCGUCACGGCCAUGGAAGAGGUGCAGUGCAGUAAUAUGCAACGUAUUCGAUAUCCGCCGGCGCUUGGAGAAUACGUUUGCGCCCGAAGGCCCAUACCUGCAAAAUCUGAUCCUUCCAGCAACGACUGUCCUAUCCAGACGGGAGGCUGCAAACGCCACGACGGCACAGAUUGCUCAACAUCUGCGCCAAGCCAUCACAGAGCAGACUAGCGACGUGCAGGCCCGAAGUCUCCUGCGUCUCGCACGUAACUGGUUUGCAGCUCUGGGCACAAUGCCCUUGUUUGCGCGGUGGGAUUCCAGAGUUAUUGCCUGCUCCAACUGGACCAAGGCAAAAUUCUUGGAUGCCGCCGAUAUCAGCUCUGCUGCCUCGGGCGACGUUGGCGAACACAAGCUCUGCACUGGGGUGGUGGGGAACUCUACGGCGGAUGCGGCGCAAGAUCGUGUCAGACCAGUCAUGUUCUGGGGUAGCCCCAUGAAUGCGGAUGACAAAACCCGUGACGCUUUUAUGAUCUAUGGUAAGGACGAAUCUGGAAAUUACUGGGUUCAGGGGGUUUUGAGGAAGGAAAGCUGGGCUCUGAUUGAGGAGGAAUUUCGACGCUUCGGAAAGGAGUCGAAGGAAUCUGUCUGA